This is a messenger RNA of Prunus armeniaca (apricot), 1509 nucleotides long. The record is from the annotation of a GenBank genome assembly. NCBI's taxonomy places the organism in Eukaryota, Viridiplantae, Streptophyta, Magnoliopsida, Rosales, Rosaceae.
AUGAAAAAGCUCCAAGCGAAAAAUAAACACCUCCAAGAAGAUGAUGAAGAUCAAGAAAGCAUGGAUCAUGAUGAUGAGGACAUACAUUCACAAGAGUCAGAACAAGAAGUAGAACUAUAUGAUGAUCAGAAGGGUAAACAAGUAGUACAGAGUGAUGUUCAUCAUCAAAACGGAGAUCGGGUUUGUGAGCAAUGUGGUAAGAGAUUUCAAAAUGGAAAAGCUUUGGGAGGUCACAUAAAAGUUCACUUCAAUCAAUCUCUUCUUCCCAAGAAGAACAAAAACUUGUUUAAGCCCAAGAACAAACAUCUUUCUUUGAAGGAAGCACAUAGUCCUGUUGGUGAUGAUCACAGCAACAAAAUUUCAUGCUAUGUUUGCAACAAGAAUUUCCCAUCAAUCAAAUCUUUGCACGGUCACAUGAGACUCCACCGAGAAAGAGACUGGAAGGGUGUCCGGCCUCCGGGGCCUUCUCUGUCCCCGUGUGACGAAAGCAACUCUUCUUCUUCAUAUGAAAAUGUGUCUGAAGAUGAGGAUGAUGGUGAUAGUAGUUUAUCUGACCGCACCAUAGAGACAGAUAAUGAUGUAGCAAAUUUCUUAGUAAACUGGACCAAGAUCGAACAGAGACGCAGGAGUCUAAUUGCUAACCAAACCGAGCCUAAUCAUGCAGAGAAUAGUGGUCUAUCUAACCAAAGACAAAGAGUGCCUCAUUAUGCAGAGGACCAAGUUGGUGAAUUUGCAGGGAAGAAGCCAAUAGAAGAAUCACCAGUUGGAUACAAAGGCAGCUCUUCAUCUAAAAAAAUCAAAUGUGAUGGUAGAAGUAAUAAGAAAAGUACCAUGGAGGCAAGUAAAAGUACUGGAGGUACAAAACCCAUGAAAGACAUUGGCUUGUUUGAUCAAACCCACAAGCAGAUUCCAACAAAGCGUCAAGAAUUUGGAUCCAGAAGAUCUGAUGUGAACAUGGAUGAAGAUUCUGGGUUUAGUAGUAAAUAUGUGGAAAACCAAGUUGGUGAACUUUCAGUGAAGAAGCCAAUACAAAAAUCACCUGUUGGAUACAAAGGCAAACCUUCAUUAAAGAUCAAAUUGAAACUUGAUGGUAAAGGAAAGGCUUCUAUGCAAGAUGUUGAUGAGAAUGAUGAUCAAACUAGUACAAAACCCAUAAAAGACACUGCUUUACUUUACCAAACCCGCAAGCAGAUGGCAAGAAAAACUCAAGAAUUUGGUACUAAAUUUGCUGAGAAGGGAAAAUACCAUGAAGAAGCUGAAGCAGUGGAACAUGGCAUCAAACAGUUUGAGUGCAAUAUUUGCCCCUGCAAGUUCUCAACGGGUCAGGCUCUUGGAGGCCACAAGAGAGGUCACAACUAUAAAGGAGUACCAGUGGAAGAAGCUCGAGGAACAGCUCAAGUAGCACCCAUGGAUUUAGAAGAUGGUGAGAUCAGAACAGAUCCUACAAAAUUCAACUUGGAUCUCAACCAACUUCCUCAUCAGACAGACGAUGAAGAUAUUGGUGUGUAG